Molecule: messenger RNA, 1702 nt
Organism: Acanthoscelides obtectus
Lineage: Eukaryota; Metazoa; Arthropoda; Insecta; Coleoptera; Chrysomelidae
Source: the annotation of a GenBank genome assembly
AGUAGUUCAUAGUGCUUCUGUCGAAUACAUAUAUGAAAAACGUCUAAAACGUGGAUGGGAAGACGCUACUUUUCUGUGGAAAGAUAAACCCCUAGUGUGAAAGACAAUUCGACAUCGACCAGGUACCAACAGAGGUGGUGCUAUCACCAGGCAACAGGUGGCUGGCGCUGUGGGAACAGCGCAGGAACAAAUCAACAGAGCGACCUCAACACGUGCUCAUUCAUCGCAGCUGCAGUAAGCAGUAUCCCCUAGUCACCCCGUGGAAGUAGUGGCGCAGUUAGUGGUUUAGUGAUAGGAGUUCAGAAGAAAAUAUCUCUACAUGUUUCUAGGCUACGUCCAAAUACAAACACAGAUCUCAAUACGGAAAUAGACUACUGAGAGACAUGACAGCUGAACCUUGCGAAGAUAUCAUCAGGAACUUUACUAGGAUGACUACACAAGACUUCGAACAUGUCAUGUCACUGAUCGAGCCCAAAAUAAGAAGAAUGGAUACCAACAUGAGAGAGGCUAUAACCGUUAAGGAGAGGUUGACGCUAUGCUUAAGAUUUCUUGCAACAGGUGAUUCCUACACGAGCCUGCAAUAUCUCUUCAAAAUAUCGAAGAGCGCAAUAUCAAGAAUCAUUCCAGAAGUUUGCGAUGCCUUGAUCGAAUCAUUUCAGGAAUAUGUAAAGGUACCAUCUACUACAGAGGAGUGGCUUCAGAUCUCCGCCGAAUUUGAAAGAAAAUGGCAAAUUCCUCACAUAAUCGGAGCCAUAGAUGGGAAGCACGUUGUACUACAAGCACCUAUCAAUUCAGGAACUGAACACUACAACUAUAAACAUUUUUUUAGCAUUGUGCUUUUUGCAUUAGUCGACGCUGACUACAAUUUCAUUUAUGCUGACGUAGGAUGCCAUGGCCGGAUAUCGGACGGUGGUGUAUUUAAAAAUACGACAUUAUACAAAAAAUUAGAGGGGCGUGAAUUAAAAAUUCCGCAGCCAGAAGUCUUGCAAAUACCGUAUUCUAUAGAAGUACUAUAUUAUAUAUUGGGUGACAAAGCGUUUGCUUUGAAUGAAUAUACGAUGAAACCAUUUGAUGGUGAUCCCGAGCCUCGUUCAGCAGAACUUGUAUUUAAUUACCGUCUUUCUAGAGCGCGUCGCGUCGUAGAGAAUGCAUUUGGGAUAUUGAGUUCAGUAUUUCGGGUAUUGAGGAAACCCAUACUUUUGGAACCAAAAAUAGCAACUAAAGUUACAUUAGCAACAAUAUAUUUACACAACUUUCUACGCAAACGUACUUCACGUGCAACAUACACACCGCCUGGAAGUUUUGAUACAGAAACACAAAAUGGCGCAAUUAUAGACGGCCGUUGGCGCAAUGAUGGACCAACGACAUCGUUGAUGCCAACUCGCAACAUUCCCCGAAGAUCAUCCAGACACCACACAAACGUCCGUCUGCAUAUAGUUAACCACUUUAUUUGGAACGAUCCUUUACCGUGGCAAGAAAACUAUUAAGAAUCUACUUACUUCAGAACUCUCUACUACUUCUGUAUCCAUUGUUUCUCUUGGGUUGUCUUUAUCGGAUAAAAAAUCGAAAUAUUUGUAAGCGAACCAUUUAGAGUUAUAUACAUCCUCGAUACCUGUAACAAAUAAUGAUAAUAGUAAUAAUAAAUUAAUAAUAAGUUAAUAUCAGUCUAUGGAUUUGAAAACAGUAAAGAAUGACUUACCGG